GCUGGGAGGUGUGAUGGAUAGCCUGGAGGGAGGGUGAGAUUUAUACUCUGUGAGCUUUACUCGGCCACAUCAGCGUAUAGAUAACAUCAGAUAAGAACGUCUUUUGUCUGUAUAAAAAGGCUGGCGAGGGGUAAAGUUGGACCAUCUUCAGGAUCACAGCAAAUACAUCAUCAUGGCCUACAACGGUACCUGGAAAGUGGACCGCAGUGAGAACUAUGAGAAGUUUAUGGAACAGAUGGGCAUUAACAUGGUAAAGAGGAAACUGGCUGCUCAUGACAACCUGAAGAUCACCCUGGAGCAAACCGGUGAUAAGUUCCAUGUGAAGGAAGUUAGCACUUUUCGCACAGUGGAAAUAGACUUCACCCUUGGCGUCCCCUUUGAAUAUUCUCUGGCAGAUGGCACUGAGCUCACUGGAUCCUGGGUCAUAGAUGGUGACAUGCUGAAGGGAACCUUUACUCGCAAAGACAACGGAAAUGUGCUAACAACAACCAGGAAGAUUAUUGGUGAUGAACUUGUACAGACAUAUAACUAUGAAGGUGUUGAUGCCAAGAGGAUUUUCAAAAGGGCUUAAAACGUCAUGAGCGUAUACACAACACAAAAUCAACUGUAGUUGGACGAUUCAAAACUGUUUAGUGUUAACUAUGAGUAUUUUGCUGGAACUGGCAGCCUAAUGUUUAAUGUUUACAAAGUAAGAUAAAAAAAGGUGUGUGCAUGAAAAUCAUGUCUCGUUUGCACUAAGUUUUGAUAUUCAAAACCAUUUUUACGUCCUUUUGUGAACUCUGUUUUCAGUUAUAUGCUGCAUGUUGAGUUCAUGCUCAUAUUCUGGAUUAAAUAAAUAAUAAAAAGAAAUGCAUCAUGA
Paramisgurnus dabryanus is the source of this 859-nucleotide messenger RNA. RefSeq names its product fatty acid binding protein 2, intestinal (gene fabp2). Lineage: Eukaryota; Metazoa; Chordata; Actinopteri; Cypriniformes; Cobitidae. Gene Ontology annotation, molecular function: lipid binding. The record is from RefSeq and is a predicted model, not a curated record.